AUGGGUGGGAUCAGUGUAACCUUGGAUAAGGAUAUCGGGUUCAACGCGAAUGGUAUGAUUGGCGAGAUCCAGGUCAGGCUUAGGCAUGGACUUUGCAAGCCAACGCUUGCCGAGGACGGCUUCGAAUCGGGUAAGAUCGGAAAUUCGGACUCAAUGGCAGACAUGGUCAGCGCACUGGAUUCGAAGGACGAGACAGACGGAGACAACGGUGUCGACACAUCAACUGGUGGCGACGAAACGACGGACAUGGACGAACAAAACGGUGUCGACCCAUUAACCAAUGGCGACGGAACGAUAGACGACUGCAGAACGGACGGUUCUGACGAUACGGACGGUGACUGA
Messenger RNA from Linnemannia hyalina, 342 nucleotides. The record is from the annotation of a GenBank genome assembly. Lineage: Eukaryota; Fungi; Mortierellomycota; Mortierellomycetes; Mortierellales; Mortierellaceae.